AUGGAAGAUCAUAAUGUUCAUUCUCCCGCCAAUACAUCCCGAUUAUCUGUUGAUAUGUGUGGAUUGGUAACCGAGAAUAGAAAAGCUGACGAUGCUGCAGCCGUGAACGCUGUAUCCUUCAUCACAGACGAGUCGUUCGUCACAGAAGUCGACGAUGACAAUGAUGAACGAGAGGUUGCAGAUUGGGAGAUUGCUGCAUCUGUCACUGAUGAAGGAGAAGUAGCAAACGAUAAAGAACAGCAGGUUGAAGUAGCAGCAGAAGAAGAAGACCAAUGGGCACUAUCCUCUGUUGCCUCUUGGCUCUCGUCUUCUGUUCAAGAAGCAACACAGGCCAUUGACAUUCCUGUCUCUAUUUUGCAGCCAUCGGAUGAUGAUUGCGUGAACGAAAACAAUGCCAAUGGUGACAAUGGUGAUAGGGAUAACGACAAUAAGGAUGAUAACGACGACGAUGUUUCUCUCGGCAAUGGAUCACUGGCAUCCAUCUUGAGUUCCAUCGGAUACGUGUCUGCAGGUAGUAAGGCAUCCUCACUUUCAAGAAAAAGCCUUGGCUCCCUUUCCUCGUCACGGCAUUCAUCCUCACGACCAGAGUCGCAUUUGUUAAAACUUCCCAGCAACCUACUAUUGGACGACAUUAGCACAGGGAGUGUCGAAUUGUUAUUUGUCGGCGAUGGUGAUGACAACAACUCCAUAUCACCUUCCGUUGCACAGGAUGCCACUAGUCAGGGCAAUCAAAAUCAAUGCAUUGCUGCUGAUGAACAAUCGAAUCACAAUGAUUCGAAAUCAUCAACAGCUACUACUGGCAAUAUCCUUGCACCUAUGGAUGGUGAUGAUUCCAAAAUAGUAGAGGAUGACCCAAGGUCCUCCCUUCUACAGGCACCCGAUCUAAAAUCUCCAACAGUACCGGAUCAUGAUGAUUCCAAUGACCUAUUGAAGAAUGUGCCCAUCAUUGCUUCUUCGUCGUCCAAUUCACCCGAUCUAAAAUCUCCAACAGUACCGGAUCAUGAUGAUUCCAAUGACCUAUUGAAGAAUGUGCCCAUCAUUGCUUCUUCGUCGUCCAAUUCUCUAUCUCGGCAGCCCUCGAUUGUCUCUGAAAACGGCUCUGUCGGUGAAGACGAUUGGGGACCUGGUGGUGAUGAUUCAAACGACCAUGACAUUGAAUCGGCCAUGCCACAACCUGGUGACGGCUCGAACGUCAAUGACAUUGAGUCCGCGAUGCCAAAUUCAAAGACCAGCACCACCAAGCAUAAGGAGGAUGACGAUUCCACAGAAAUAUCACCCACGAAACCCACGUCCAAAAAGUUGCUGCAGUUGGACACCUCCGAUGACACGGCAUUUACAACCAACGAGGAUGAUGACUCUGCCACAAAAGGCAGCAACAGCAGCUUUGAAAAGAAAAAGACAAUUGGUCAACUCUGCCACAAGUGGUCCAAACAUAUUGCUUGCUAUUGCAUUCUGCUAGGUAUCUUUGUGUCCCUCAUGGUGGUUCUCAGCAACGGAUAUUUUGAUACUGGUGACAGUGAUGAUGCAAGAUCCAGUGCCGCCGUAAUUGCAGCGACCACGCCAUCCUUCAUGCCUUCCAAUCGGCCCACCAUGCUACCAUCCAUUUCGGUGCCACCCUCCUUUGUUCCCAGUGAUUUGCCUUCCCGAGUUCCUUCUAGUAUGCCAUCCAGAUUGCCCAGCACGCUUCCCACGAUUGCACCCUCUAGUUUACCAUCGACCAUGCCAACUUAUCAAGAGCUCGAGACCAUAUUUUAUGCGAUAGGGGACGUUCCCUACAACAAUGUGGAAAAGAAUCAAUUGAAAACAACCAUGACCGAUCGUGUCCCAGCGGAUGGGGAAUUCCUCAUUCAUGUCGGUGACAUUCGAGCCGGACAAUUUCCCGACCAACCAUGCAGGCGAGAAGAAUACAUGGAAAUCAGGGAUGUUCUACUUCGAUCCCAUAUUCCAGUCUUUAUCAUUCCGGGAGACAACGAGUGGUCCGAUUGUCCCAAUCGCGACGAAGCUCAGGGGUUCUGGCUCGAAGCGUUUGGAGACUUGGAACAAAAUUGGGAGCAUUCCUUCAGGGUUGAACGAAAUCCCACCCGACCUGAGAACUUUCACUUUUUCCACAAGAGGACUCUCUUUUUUGGUGUGAAUCUGGUGGGAGGGGACAUUGUCGACCGAUCCUCGCAUUCGAUUCAGCUACGGGAACAGUUUGGGUGGGUGAAGGAAAUUCUGGACCAGCACGUAGUGAACAAUGAUGCGCUAUCCGUGGUAAUCUUUGGGCACGCAUUUCCUAGAAUGGUACAUGAAGCUUUCUUUGCCCCCUUGAGGAGAUACAUUCGCCAGGAUUUGAAGAAUGAUAUCCCAGUAAUGUACUUGAAUGGGGACUAUCACUUUUAUGAAUUUGAGGAACACUACAGAGGACUUGAAAACAUGCAGCGACUCCAAGUUGACUUUGGGACCAUUAAUCCACCAUUGAAGGUUGCUGUCUCUGUAUCCGGUGACCCAAGCUGGAACAGGACGUUCUCGCAUGAUAGGAUGCUAUGA
Molecule: messenger RNA, 2529 nt
Organism: Cylindrotheca closterium
Lineage: Eukaryota; Bacillariophyta; Bacillariophyceae; Bacillariales; Bacillariaceae
Source: the annotation of a GenBank genome assembly